AUGGGAGUUGUUGAAGAAAUAACUCCAUAUCUUACCAAAUGGUACACCAUUUUAAUUGGUGCUUCCGUGGUCUACUUUAUAGCUAACUACAUUAGAUAUUUGAAGUUUUACAAAGCUCAUGGCUGUAAAGAACCACCUUAUGCCAUGGGUAGAAUUGAAGCCAUAAAGGUAUUAUUUAAUACUUUGAAAUGUAUGCAUACGGGUACCGUAUUAAGUUAUCAAAAUAAAUUCUUCUGCAAUGGUCAACCUUUGACUCAACAAAUGGAUAUACCUGGAAUGAAAGUUCUUGCUACAAUGGAUCCAGAUAACAUCAAGGCACUUUUGGCUACUCAAUUUACUGAUUUCGGUUUAGGUGACAGACAUGCUCAUUUCCUGCCCACUUUGGGUAAUGGUAUCUUCACUUUAGAUGGUGAAGGCUGGAAGCAUUCAAGACAAGUGCUAAGACCUCAGUUUGCUAGAGAACAGGUUGCUCAUGUGAAAUCUUUGGAACCUCAUAUUCAAUGGUUUGCUGAUCAUAUCAGAGCUAAAAAGGGCAUGCCAUUUGAUAUUCAGGAACUUUUCUUCAGAUUUACUAUCGAUACCGCAACAGAGUUUUUAUUUGGUGACUCGGUUCACAGUUUAUGGGACGACGAGAUUGGUAAAGUUGAUACCAGAAGCAUUCAAGGUAAAGAUACGUUUGCUUCGGAUUUCAAUGUUGUUCAAGUAUAUUUGGCUGCAAGAGCUUAUUCUCAAUCCUUGUAUUGGCUUCACAAUUCAAGAGAGUUUAAAAGGUUAACUAAAAAGGUGAGAGAUUUCGGGAGACAUUAUGUUGAUGAAGUUCUUGCUUUAAGUGAAGAUGAAUUAGACAAACGUUCAAAUUCGGGUUAUAUUUUCUUGUAUGAAUUGGCUAAAAAGACUAGAGACCCUGUUGCCUUAUUGGAUCAAGCCUUGAACAUUUUGGUUGCUGGUAGAGAUACCACUGCAGGUCUCAUGUCAUUUGCUAUGUUUGAAUUGGCAAGAAACCCAAAGGUUUGGGAAAAGUUGAGAGAUGAAGUAGAACGUACAUUUGGUGUUGGUGAAGAUGCCGAUCCUAAUGACAUUACUUUUGAAAGCUUGAAACAAUGUGAAUACUUGAAGCAAAUUAUUAACGAAACUUUAAGAAUGUAUCCUUCUGUUCCAACCAACUUUAGAACUUGUUUAAAGGAAACUACUUUGCCAAACGGUGGUGGACCCGAUGGAAAGGCUCCAGUCUAUGUUGCUAAGGGUACUUGUGUUCUCUACAGUGUUUACUUUAUGCAAAGAAGAGAAGAAUUCUACGGUAAAGAUGCUUCUGAAUUCAAGCCAGAACGUUGGGAAGACUUGAAGAAUUUGGGUUGGUCCUACCUACCAUUUAAUGGAGGUCCACGUAUUUGUUUGGGUCAACAAUUUGCCUUAACCGAAGCCUCCUAUGUUCUUGUGAGAUUAGCACAAUUAUUCCCUAAGUUGACUUGUGAAGAUGCUAGACCUUAUCCUCCAAAUAUGCAAUUGCAUUUGACUUUGUCACAUUUUGAUGAAGUUAAGAUUUCCAUGGCCUAA
Lizanozyma spartinae is the source of this 1554-nucleotide messenger RNA. Its product is annotated as cytochrome P450. The transcript has a single exon. Bases 1 to 1554 code for a protein of 517 amino acids. Gene Ontology annotation, molecular function: heme binding; iron ion binding; oxidoreductase activity, acting on paired donors, with incorporation or reduction of molecular oxygen, reduced flavin or flavoprotein as one donor, and incorporation of one atom of oxygen. Lineage: Eukaryota; Fungi; Ascomycota; Pichiomycetes; Serinales; Debaryomycetaceae. The record is from RefSeq and is a predicted model, not a curated record.